Molecule: messenger RNA, 1253 nt
Organism: Marmota monax (woodchuck)
Lineage: Eukaryota; Metazoa; Chordata; Mammalia; Rodentia; Sciuridae
Gene: Wdr38
Product: WD repeat domain 38
Exons: 7
Coding region: 127-1029 (300 amino acids)
Biological process (GO): retrograde axonal transport; vesicle transport along microtubule; negative regulation of transcription by RNA polymerase II
Cellular component (GO): neuron projection; transcription repressor complex; kinetochore
Molecular function (GO): microtubule plus-end binding; U6 snRNA binding; U4 snRNA binding
Source: RefSeq, a predicted model, not a curated record
UAUUACCAUGGAGAUCUCUUGUACACAGUUUCCCCUUUUCCUUGGGCCAGUCCUAAACGCGGUUCCGCAGGCGGGACUAGCGCUGGCCUAGGAGCGAAUCCUCCAAGGUCGGACCGUCGGGGGCCCAUGAAUAGCAGGGCUCCACUUUCCGUGGGGAGAGUGACAUUCUUUGGCCGGCAUCGCGGGGAGGUCAACUGCUCUGCCUUCUCUCCUGAUGGCCAGACGCUGCUCACAGCCUCUGAGGACGGCUAUCUGUACGGUUGGGAGACCAAGAGUGGGCAGCUGCUGUGGAGGCUGGGUGGCCACACAGGCCUGUAUCCUGUUUCACCUCCCCCAACUUCUGUCAUUGGGAUGGUGACUGCAGGUCACCAGCGGAGUGUGGAGACACUCAGCUUCAGCCCUGACUCAAGACAGCUGGCAUCAGGUGGCUGGGAUAAGCAGGUGAUGCUCUGGGAAGUGCAGUCGGGACACAAACUGCGCCACUUAGAAGGGCACCAUGACUCCAUCCAGAGUAGCGACUUCUCCCCCAAUGCCAACUGCCUGGCCACAGGCUCAUGGGACUCCACUGUGCGCAUCUGGGACCUGCGGGUAGGGACCCCAGCUGUAUUCCAUCAGGAACUGGAGGGUCACAGCGGCAACAUCAGCUGUCUGUGUUAUUCAUCAUCUGGCCUCCUGGGAUCUGGCUCCUGGGACAAGAACAUCCACAUCUGGAAACCCAAUACCAGCAGCCUGAUGGUCCAGCUCAAGGGCCAUGUAGCCUGGGUGAACAGCAUAGCUUUCUCUCCGGAUGAGGGGCAGCUGGCCAGCGCUAGCUACUCGGGAACGAUCAAAGUCUGGGACUACAACACAGGAAAGUGCCUUGAGACCUUGAAGGUAAGACCUGUAGCUGCAGCCCCCAGUGAGGGAUCCAGGAAGGACUUCAGGACCUGGAGCCUGGUGCUGUGUUUCUGGCAGGGAUUUCUGGAUGUGGCCCACACCUGUGCCUUCACCCGACAAGGCAAACUAUUGGUGUCUGGAGCUGCUAUUUAGGUGAGACACCAAGACCACUGCUUGUUCAAGUCACACUUGAACAACACAGGCCCACAGUAACUAAGAGUGCCCAUCAGACCCUGCAGCCAGGUCCGCCAGCACCACACCAAGGCAGCUGACGUCUACGGGUAGCAGGACACCACCAGACAUCUGGCACUGUAGCUCCAGCCUUAGCCCCAAACCACCUAUUCAGUCUGGUCUGUGGAAACAGCAUUAAGCACAAA